GAUGACUUAUUUUCGCUUUUAGAAAUUUUCGCCAAACCUGGUUCUCAGGCACUGCCAAACGCCGUUCUGAGCGUCUCCACCUUCUUUUUUCUAAGCGGGUUCGUGCUGCCAUUUAUGGUGCCAAAUCCAAAGACUUCAACAAGCAGAAGAAGCAUAGGAACAGUAUACCUGGUGGGAAUCAUAAAACGAUACAUGAGGGUCACGCUGCCUACAAUGGCUCUGAUCCUGUGCUUCUACCUGGUGCCCCUGGUGGUGGACGGGCCUGCUGAUCAGGACAACUUAGCCCUGCACGAGCGAAACUGCAUACAGAGGCCCUGGGCCGUGCCAGCUCUCAUGAACAACUUCCUGCCACUGCACAUCAUGUGCCUCAACCAUUUGUGGUACGUUUGUGCUGAUCUGCAAAUAUUCAUUGUGGUCGGGCUUCCGAUGGCCCUGACAAUUUUAAGCGGCACUUCCGUCAUUCCUUCCAUCCCUUAG
Messenger RNA from Dermacentor silvarum, 477 nucleotides. RefSeq lists its product as uncharacterized. The transcript has 5 exons. Bases 115 to 477 code for a protein of 120 amino acids. NCBI's taxonomy places the organism in Eukaryota, Metazoa, Arthropoda, Arachnida, Ixodida, Ixodidae. The record is from RefSeq and is a predicted model, not a curated record.